AUGUUUAAAAGUAACAAGAUAUUAUCUGUUGGAAGUAACGAAUAUGGAGUUAUGGAAUUAGUAAUUCCAAAGCAAUUAUUUGCUAGUCGUUUAAAAGUCGAUGAUAAAACAAGAAAUAUUUAUGAUGAUUUUAAUGUUGAGGAAUAUGUACUUGAAGUUAGUGGAAAGGGGAACAUUGAGAUGAAUGAAAAAGAAAAUAAAAAGGAUAGUUGUAGUUAUAGUGAGAAUUUAAAAAAUGAGUUAAAUAAUAAUAGAGUAGAAGAUGGAAAGGAUAAAAAUAUAGAUGAAAAUGUAUUUAAUAAUAAAGAUGAUAAAGAUUUAUAUAAAGAAGAACUUUAUUUUUUACGAAUGAACCCAUUACAUUUAAAUAGAUGGUAUAAAUUUUUAGAAAUGUAUGAAGAUGAAGAAGAGAUAUAUGAACAGUUUUUAUUAAUAUUUCCUCGUUGUGUCUAUUAUUGGAAUAAAUAUGCAGAAUUAAAAAUAAAAAAGAAAGAAUAUAAAGAAGCUUAUGAAAUAUUUAGAAAAUGUAUAGAUUCAAAUAUUUAUGAUUUAAAAUUAUUUUUAUCUUUUUUAUAUUUUACAUAUCAUACAUCUUCAAUUCAUGAAUAUAUAAAUUUCCUAUUUGAAGCUUUAAAAUGUGUAGGUAGCGAUAUAAAAUCUGGUACUAUAUGGGUAGAACUAUUAUAUAUAUUAAUAAAAAUAUAUAAUACAAAUUUAAUAGCUAAUAAUGAAAUUACAAAAUUGUUAUAUGACCCAUUUAAACAUACUCAUCAUGGUAAUAGAAAUAUGAAUCCUUUAAUACCAACGGAAGCAGAACAAAAUGUUUAUAAAUCUAAUAUACCUACUAUGAAUAAUUUAAAAAUAAGUUAUUUUGAUCAUUAUAUUAAAGAUGGGAAGUUAAGAAAAUUUUAUCAAAAAUGGUUACAUCAUGCAACCAAAUAUUUAGAUAAAGUAUGGAAAUGUUAUUGUUCAUUUGAAAAAGCUAAUGAUAAUUUUAAUUCUGCUUUGAGUGCCAGUGCGAAUGGGAAUACAAAUGCGAGUUCUUUAUCUAUAUAUAAUAAUCAAUAUUUAAAUUCAAAAAAUGCUUUUAAAGAAUUAUGUAUUAUAUAUAAAGAAAUGAAUGUCGAUAAAAAAUGUAAAAUUAUUCUUCCCAUAAAUAAAAAAUGGAAAAUAGAAAAUAGCAUUCUCUAUAUUAAGUGGAUGAAAAUUAUUAAUUUUGAAAAAACCAAUCCAUUAAAAUUAACGAUUCCUUUAGUUUUUAAAAGAAUUAAAUAUACAUACGAACAAGCACUUAUACAUUUACAAUUCAAUUCCGAUUUAUGGUUCUCUUAUUUUCAGUAUCUAUUAUUGAAUAAAAAAUUUGUCUAUGCCAUACGUAUUAUGAGAGAAGCCAUAGAAGUAUAUUUACCUUUUGAUGAAAUAUUAAAAUUAAAUUUUGCUUAUUUUUUUGAAAAACAUGCCUUAAUAAAUCAAGCUCAUUAUGUAUACCAAUUAAUGAUAAAUGAAGUUUCCAAGAAGCAGAAAAAAAAAUUCGCCUUGUCCUUUUUGUAUCAGAAGGACAAGUUUAGGAAAUUCCCUUACACCAUCUUGCAAAAUACCGCAAAGGCUAAAGGGAAAAAUAAGGAUAAGGAACAGAAAAUUGAUGUUCAAAGGGACAUGUCUAACAAAGUAGAAGAUGAAAUCGAUAACAAUUUGUUAGGAAAAAAAUGUGUGAAUUUCUCUGAUGUAUCACCAAGCGGCUUCCCACAAGAUGAUGAUAAAUGUGCACAGAGGGAUUCAAGAAGAGAAGGUCAAAGUAAAAAGAGAAGAGGUGUUAAAAAAGAACAAGGAGAAGAAGAAAAGGGUAAAGCGAUGAAUGUUGUAGAAUAUAAAAAUAGAAAUAAAAGGAUAAAAAUGAAUGACAUGAAAUGUGGUAAUUAUAACGAUUGUGAGGUUAAUGAUGAAGAUGGUAAUAAAUUAGGAGACAAUGUUGAAGAUAGUAAUAAAUUAGGAGACAAUGUUGAAGAUGGUAAUAAAUUAGGAGAUAAUGGUAUAACCUCAAAAAUUGGGACCCACUUAAGUGAUGAUGAAAUAAGAAGAAGAUUUCAUAAAAGCGAUUAUGAAAAAAUUGAAGAAAGAAAAAAAUAUUUUGUAAAAUAUUUUCAUAUCAAGAAAAGGAAAAGACGUAUUUUCGUUUUUACGCACUUUUUAAAUUUUAUUAAGCGUAAUUAUGAUGAAACCAUUUGGAGAUAUUAUGUAGGUUUAAUAUUAAAAGAAGAAAGAUGUUGUGAAGAAAUAUAUUAUUAUUGUGCUAAUAUUGAAAGGAGGAUAUUAAAUAAUGAAAAGAGAGCAAUGUAUAUUAUGAAUGAAGGAUAUAAAAAAUUUACAAGUAAGAAAAAGUUUUUAUUAUUUUAUAUAAAUUUUUUAUUAGAAAAAGGAUAUAUUAAUAAUAUUCGAACAUUAAUAUUUGAGUAUAUACAUGAAAUAUAUAAAAAAUUUUAUAAUAGUUAUAAUGAAAAUAAUAAUAUCAUUGAUAAGAAAAUAUAUAAAACAAAAAUAUCACAAAAUGAAUUUAAUUUGUUUGAACCAAAUUAUUUAAUAUUAUUAAAAAAAAAAAAUAAAUCAUGUGAAAAAAUAUGGAAUAUAUUAAUACAUAUAGAAAUAUUUUAUGGUGAUAUACGUAAUUUAAAUAAAAUUUAUGAUAUGAAAAUUAAAUAUGAUUCUGGUUAUAAUUUAGAAGAAAAUAAACAUAUCUUAUUAGACUAUGAUACAUUAAAUGUAUAUAAUGAAAACGAAAAAAAAAAACAAAAUGUCUUUUUAGAUAAUUUCUAUACUGAUGAAUAUAAUCAAAAUAAUAUGACAAAUAUAUUAUGUAAAGGUUAUCUAGAAAAUUUAAAAAAAAAUGAUAUAGAAACUUUACAAUUUAAAACGAAAUUAAUUAAUUCACAAUUAUUUGGAGGAAUAUCUCUAAAAAAAACCUAUUCCAUUUUUAGAGUUAAUAAUCCUAAUGUUUUUUCAAAUUUAUCAUUUUAUGAUUAUAUUAUAAAAGAAAAAAAAAAAAAUAAAAUUAAUCAUAAUGAUGACAAUCAUAAAAUAUUGGAUAAUAAUAAUGUGUACAUAAAAAAUAAUCGGGAAUCGUUAAUAACCCUUAAGGAUGGCUGGAAUAAUAAUAAUAAUAAUGAUAAUAAUAAUAAUAAUAAUGAUAAUAAUUAUAAUGAUAAUAAUAAUAAUAAUAAUAUUAAUGAUAAUAAUAUGGAAGAACCAUAUUUAAAUAAAAAUCUUUUGAAUUAUAUAAAUAUGAAUAGAAAUUCUACAUAUAAUAGAUAUUCUAUCUUUUCCGAGUUUUUCUGUUUCGGUAUUAAAAAGGAUAGUUGUCUUACCAACAUUGAUAAUAAUCCUAAAAGAAAUAAUGAGAUGGAUGAAAAAAAUGAUGAUGUGAAUAACAUAGAAUCAAACUUAAAAAAUUGUGUAAAUUAUAUUAUUAGGCCAGAUUUAAAAACUAUGUUUGUAUAUAAACCAUUUGAAAAUUAUGAAUUUGUAGAAACAGAAAAAAAUGAUAUGGAUAAAAAAAAAAGAGAUAAAGAAACAAUAAAUAUGUCUUUUAAAGACAGUUUAUAUUAUAAACAUAAUCGUAAUAAUAAAAAUGUUUAUGAUGAAAAGUAUAAAAAAGAAUUUGUACGAAAAAGAGAAUAUAUUACUAUGCCCAAUAUUAUUAAUGAUUUCUUAUGUUUAUUACCUGAACAAAAUAAUAAUAUUAAAUUGUCAGAUAAUUCAAUAGAUUAUUUAGUUAAUUCUUUACAAAACUUAAAUAUACCAAAACUUGAAGACUUCCCAUAUGAGCCAAUACCCGUAAAGGACAUUUUACAAAUUAAAAAUGCUUUGAACGAAUAA
Molecule: messenger RNA, 3870 nt
Organism: Plasmodium reichenowi
Lineage: Eukaryota; Apicomplexa; Aconoidasida; Haemosporida; Plasmodiidae
Exons: 1
Coding region: 1-3870 (1289 amino acids)
Biological process (GO): mRNA 3'-end processing
Cellular component (GO): nucleus
Molecular function (GO): mRNA binding; protein binding
Source: RefSeq, a predicted model, not a curated record